This is a messenger RNA of Peromyscus californicus insignis, 6478 nucleotides long. Its product is annotated as olfactory receptor 12-like. Gene Ontology annotation, molecular function: G protein-coupled receptor activity; odorant binding; olfactory receptor activity. Gene Ontology annotation, biological process: sensory perception of smell; G protein-coupled receptor signaling pathway. Bases 4770 to 5741 code for a protein of 323 amino acids. Lineage: Eukaryota; Metazoa; Chordata; Mammalia; Rodentia; Cricetidae. Gene Ontology annotation, cellular component: membrane. The record is from RefSeq and is a predicted model, not a curated record. The transcript has a single exon.
UAUAUUGUUUUAUCCAAACAGGGAACGUGGUUGGGAGGGCAAGACUGAGGCAAGUGGGGUCUGGCGGGGACACGGCCCAAGCAGGAGUUUCCUUCGUGCUGGGCUCAGACGUUUCCAUCGCCAUCACAGGAGUCAUGGUGGAGCCUGGUUAGCCUAGGGACUGUGGUAAGGCUGGGCUCAAGGACAUAGCAUUUCAUUAGGGAGACAGUUCUCAGAAACAUAAAGGCAAACAUGUGAGACACAGGAGCAUAGAUACAACCUCACCAAGAGGCAUAAAUGCGUUCACUAAACACAAGCUCACCUUGUCCACCAGACGUGUUGUAUGGAGAUGGUGGAGAACAACUUUUUUUUGAGGGAUGGGAGACCCAGGCUUCCACGUGCCAUGUAGAGGAGACAUACUUCAUGUUUCUGAAGGGAAGCAGGAAACAGUAGCGCUGUUGCUGACUGCUGUGUAACAGGAUGCUGCUCAGGACACAAAUGGCUGAAACACAGCCGAAGCACAGAUGAUCCAUUCCUGAUACAUCCCAGGCCAGGACAGAAGGGGUCGUGUCAGGCUGGCUGUCACUAGAGGAAGAACGAGGCGGUACCCUCACCACCCACAGAUGAGCUUGACAGAGGCAGCAAAGCCAGGCACCCAUCAAGAGGCGACUAUCAGCAAGACCUUCUCAGGAAGACUCCAGCUUCUCAGGAGAACAGGGCAACAGUUAAUAAGUACGACCUCAUGAAAUUAAAACAAACAAAACAAAAUUCCGUUCACCAAAGGACACAAUUAAUUGAAUGAAUAGAUACACAGAAUUGGAGAAAAUCUUCUCAACUUAUAAAUAUGACAGGAUUGGUAUUUAGAAUAUAACAAAAACUAAAAAAAAAAACAAACCCAGAACCUAAACUACACAUACAUAGACGGUUCCACACCCACGUACGCACAAACAGCACUAACUGAACUCGUGAAUUAGAGAGAGAGCACACGCAUGAGCACUCGUGAAGCUGGGACAGGAGAGCGAUGGGAGGGAUGGGGGAGCAUGGAUUUAGAGUAUGGAUUUGAUUUUAAAAAAACAUUAUAUUCUUGUAUGAAAUUCUUGAUCAAUAAAAAAGAAGGAAAUACAUUUCAACAAAAUCAAAUAACCCAAUUGAUAGAUGAAACAAAUAGACAUUGCUCAACAGAUGGAACACAAAUGACCAGUAAACAUACAGGAAAUGCUCAGCUUCACCAGUCGUCAGAGAAAUGCAAAUUAAGCUCCCGGGAGGGGGUUGGGGGUGGUUCAGUGGUUAAUGCACUUGGCACUCCUGCAGAGGAACCAGCACCCCCAUGGCAGCACACAAACAUGUGUGACUCCAGUUCCAGGAGAUUCAGCACCCUUUGCCAGCCUCCGUGGGCACUAUACACAUGUGGUGCACACUCACAUGGGCACUAUAGACAUGUGGUGCACACAUGCGUGCAGCCAAAUGCACAUAAAAUUUAAAAAAAUCUUAAAAGAAACAACACCAAAAUUCAAUCUUAACUCAGAAUAUGACAAUUUUGUUAAUGCAAUGAAAUUUUUUUGAUGAUAAUCAUUAAGAAUAAACACAACAAUAAAUGCUAGUGAGGACGUGGACCUCAGGGAACCCCCAUACACCGCUAGUGGGAUGUAAACUAGCCCAGUCACUGUGGAAGUCAGCAUGGAGGGUUCUUGAAAAACCAGCAACAGCUCUCCACAGAAUCCAGCUGCAGCUCUUCUGGACGUUUCCCUGAAGGACUCUAAAUCAAUGCAUCACAGAGACACUUGCACAUCACUGUUUACUGCAGCACCCGUCAUAACAGCCGAAUCAUGCAGCCAACCGGGGUGCCCAGCAGCAGAGGAAUGGAUGGCGAAAAUAUGGUAUGCAUACACAGUGGGACUUUUGCCAACCAUAGGAAGAGCCAAGCUAUUUCAUCUGCCAGAAAAUAGAUACAACUAGAGAUAAUCUUAUUGAGUAACUUAAGACAAGUGCCAUGUUUCCUCUGAUCUGUGGAUCCUAGAUUUUAUAUAGACACGUAAAACCAUGCAUGUACAUACGUCACGGAAGUGGGAGUCAAACUGUCUGGGGAGAGAAGUCACAACAACGGAGUGAGCUAAGUGAAGGGUAGGUCUAGGGAUGUGAGGGGGAAGCUGUUCAACACAUGUAUGUAGCCUGAAAAUGAAAUUAUUAAAAAAGAUGUGCACAUUGAUGCACUAUCGGGGUGCGUGUCAAGUGUAGGACGAGUGAGUACUGUGAUCCAGUUGUAUGAAGGUGCCAGCCACAGCCACGGGGUGCAGUCACCUGGGGACACAUGGCCAACAGCUGAGGGAAACAGGGGUCACUGUAGUCUGGGAGAAGCUUUCCCUUAGUUCCGAUGGCUGUUACUACUACUGGCUUGGAUUUUGAGUUCCUUUAAGCAGGAACUGUAUUUGUUUCAAGGAGCUGAGUUCUUUCAGCAGCAGAGGAAGAGCCGUAGCUAGAGGCCAAACUGCAUUGCCUUGAUGACUGUUCCAGGCAUUGGUCCUUCUGAGCUGACUCAGCCAUACUUCUGAUGGUCCUUCUCCGGGUCUCUGAGGACCAAAACUUCCUGCCAAUCAACCAGGAGAGGAUGUGGUGAGGGAGAGAUUAGCCAGAGCCAAUUCUUAACCUCUGGAGCCCGGGGUGGGGGUGGAGUUCCAGCCAUCAUAGAGGACAGUGUCUUCCUAAUUGGACACUGGAGGCCAAAAGUCCCAACCCUGCCAGAUGCAGAGAAUCCUCCCAAGUGGAGUGAACUCAACACACACUGCCCAUCUAAGAGGGACCUGAGGGGAACCUAGGCAAAGGAGGCAGGAGCCCUCCCUCUUCACAGGAACCAGAGUCUGAGACAGCAAGAACGUACAUACCAGACCCUCAUGGGGACCCAGGUGCCCUCUUACACUCAUCUCACUCCACUGCCAAGAAAGCCAUAAAUAACUUUAAGAACAGACAGCAACUGAUGCCCAUCUUCAGCGAAGACCAGGCUAGCCAGCCCGAGGACCCUGGGAGAGAGGUGUUGCCUGUGUGAUCUUGCUGCAGACUGGACUCUCACCUAGAAAUGGUAAGUGUGGCACUGUCAGGCCUGCAAGUGUAGGAGACUCCACGGCUACAAGGCAGUGGGGCCAGCAUUCAGGAGGAAGGGAUGGCUUGCCUCAGCAGCAGAAACUCUCCUGUCCUGAACAGCCCUGGUCUUGGCCCAGUUCAAAGCUAGUAGUACUGGAGCCUCCAUCCUAGGCUUAGCUUGUUAGACGAAAGCUCGGCUUCUGCAGUCAGGUGGAAUAAGCGCUGUGCCCGGCCAGCUCACCAGAGGCUGUGAUGGAGCUGACUCAGGAGGGGCAGGGCUGAGGAGAGCGAGCACAGGCUGCCACUUCACUGUCAACCAGCUGCUCUUUCCACUGAUCCUGUGGGCACCCUGCGCCCUUACUGAGCUGAGAGAUCAGACGUGUCUUUGCGCCAGCAGGAAGCAAAGGUCCAGAUAUGGCAUGGGUAUUUCCAUCACAUUCACCACGGAAGAAACCUGUGUGGUCAGUACCAAGACCCCCGGUGGGUGUGUCAAGGCCCAUGUACUCAUUUGAGCCUGCACUGGGAAAGUUGGCUACAUCCUAAAUGGUAGGCUCAAAUGGGCACUCCAAGAUCCAUGUCCCCACUGUCUGUGGUCUGUGGAGGAUGGUAGUGGUGGGUUUUGCAAUAACUGAACAGAGACUUCCUUGAGACCCCAGGGUAAGUAAAUUAGACACCUGUCCCUACCUAGCCAAGCUCCUAACAACAGCAGCCUCCCGCAUCCAUCUCAGGGAUUUUCAGAGUAGUGACCCAUGGCCAGUCCCAAACAGGAUGCUCCUGUCCUACUGCUGUGGACCCUAGGAUGAUGAGAAAGUAGCCACAGAAGGGCAAAAGGCACUAGAGAGGCCAGUCUUGUCUGCUUUUCAAGUUAGAAAGAGAAAAAUAUUUUAAACUGAAAAAAAAAAACUAAAAAUAUUUUAAACUGAAAAAAGCUGAAGUAAAGCAGGUAGCAGAGUUGGCAAUGAGAUCAGGAUGGAAGCCAUGAGCAGGUCCCAAAUAUGCAUGAGUACCAGUCCUGCUGUUUCUCAGAACACAAGCCUGUACUGCCCACUUAUCACAUAUAGAUGUUGAUUGGCAGGAACGUUUCAUAUCCUCAAGCAAGCAGAGUUUCUGCAUGUUGAUUGUGACUGUGGUCCAGGCUUGGGGUUAGAGGUACCUAGGUGAGGUCAGAGUCCUGCAGGGGACAAAGGCACAGCCUCAGGGUGAGGGCUAUUUUCCUACCCUGACUCAUGCCUGGCGAUGACAAGAUCACCCAACCCAGUCGCUGGGAGGCCAGCAGAUCCUCGUGCCCAUUCUAUGGUCAGUGAGUAAGAUGGAAGGUUAGGGUGGGGUUAGGAGCAGCUCUACACAUGACACCCCUAAGGAAUGUCCCUGGAGGUGAUGAGCAACAACCCGGAGGCAGCUGAAGGGAUGCUGAAGGCUGUCUGCACCUGAGAAUCACACAGCUCAAGACGUCUCUUUGCUUCCUUAGAUGCAUAGCUCAGCUUCCUGCACAGACAAGGCUCAGCACAACCUCAUGAAUUAAAAAAGUCAGAGAAAAUGUCCCCUUUCAGGUCAUCCUAGCUCAACUGGAAGGAGAUCAGAGGAGCUAGCGACCUCUUGCACGGGGGACAGUAUGUCAUCAACAGGCUCCUGCAGCCUGUGGAACAUCCAACGGCACCGGUGAGAUCUGCUCCCUCUCGCUGUCUCCAUCUACCUCCACGCAUCUGUCCCCACUCAUGGCCACACCAGUCCACAGAAAUGCAAGUCUCUCCACAGUGUCUGUGCAGGAGUUUGUGCUGGUUGGAUUUGGGGGAGGUGCAGAGACCCAAGCCCUGCUCUUUGCUGUCUUCCUGGCCCUGUACAUUGUGACCAUCCUUGGCAACCUCACCAUGAUCGUGGUCAUCACCCUGGAUGCCCGCCUGCACUCCCCCAUGUACUUCUUCCUCAAGAACCUGUCCUUUGUCGACCUCUGCUACUCCUCUGUCAUUGCCCCUAAUGCCCUGGCCAACUUCUUUUCCUCCUCCAAGGUCAUCAGCUUUGAGGGCUGUGCCACACAGCUCUUCUUUUUCUCUUUAUUGGCUACCACUGAGGCUUUCCUCUUAUCUGUGAUGGCCUAUGACCGUUUCAUGGCCAUCUGCAGUCCCCUGAGGUACCCUGUGACUAUGUGCUCUACGACCUGUGUUCGUCUGGUUCUGGGUACCUACUGUGGAGGCUGCCUGAACUCCAUCGUGCAGACCAGCCUCACAUUCCAGCUGCCCUUCUGCAGUUCCAACCACAUCAACCACUUUUACUGCGACGUGCCCCCACUGCUCCAGCUGGCCUGUGCAGACACAGCUCUCAAUGAACUCCUUCUCUUCGGCCUCUGUGGGUUCAUCAUUGUGAGCACCACGUUAGCUGUCCUGGUCUCCUAUGGCUACAUCACCGUGACCAUCCUCAGGAUGCACUCAGGAUCCGGGCGGCACAAGGUCUUCUCCACCUGUGGCUCUCACCUGACGGCUGUGUCCUUGUUUUAUGGAACUGUGUUUGUCAUGUAUGCACAGCCAGGAGCAGUGGCAUCCAUGGAGCAGGGCAAGGUGGUCUCCGUCUUCUACACCCUGGUCAUCCCCAUGCUCAACCCCCUCAUCUACAGUCUGCGCAACAAGGAUGUGAAGGACGCCCUGUGGCGGCUGGGUCAGAGACACAGUCUUGUGGAGAAAGGAGGCAAGUAGGGAUCAUGUCAGCAUAAUGGAAAGAAACCAUCCUUGGCAGACACUAGGUGCCUUUAAUUUGCUGUUUUCUUUAUUAUCCAGUUUCUCUUGCUUUUUGAUUUAACAUGUUCCUGCCUUAUUCCUUUCUUCCAUUCUUUAAUACAUUUACCCAUUCAUCUAUGAACACACGCAUCUGCCCACUAUCUACCCCCUCUUUCAUGAGUGCAUAUUAUUCUCCAAGCAUUUACAAAAAUGGGAAUGAGGCAUUUUGUUUGCCAUAACAAAGCAAAUGGUUCAUACUUGGAAGAAGCCUGAAUCCCUUUCACUUUGAUUUGACAGAAGGCAGAGUUAAGACAAGAGUCCUUGAGAAUAGCAUGACAACCAUUGGCAACAUCUCCCAUGAACUACACAACAGUGGACUUGUCGAUGGUCCUUUCCUUUUCAUUCAUCACUGAAUCUAAUGUCAGUGUGGUAGGAACUUCCCUCUGAGCAUCUAAGACUGUGGCCCUUAGAAGCUGUGUGUUGACCCAUCCUUGCAUUGAUCUAGUAUAAGGAUGGGCUAAAGGGAUGGCAGACUUCCUCUUCUGCUUGCCAAUGGUUUUGCCUCCUCCACCUUCCUCUACUCAUGGAGCUGCCCUUGUGGAGUAUCACAGUGCAUGGCUGGAAGCAGGAGGAGCCCAUAGUGCACUGGCUCCAACAUAUUCCUUCAACCUGCAGCAGUAUAAAGCCUCAGUCACAGUCACAAUUCAGGGAACCUU